AUGUCCAGUAAGAAACCAAUGGACGAGGCUCGUAGGGCACGAUUAAUGUCCCUGGAGCAGAAAAUUCGUGACCCGACAAGCAUGGGCAACAUCGAUUGCCUGCUAGAUACACUGACCGCGCUAGUCGCGGACUGUGAUCAUGAUAAUGUGAAGAUAGUUAAGAACAUCGAAACAUUUAUCAAACGAUUCAAGAAUUUGGCCCGUGACAUCACCACCUUACGGAUGAAUCCGAGUGAUUUCACUUUCAUCAAACUCAUCGGACGUGGAUCAUUUGGUAAGGUGUUGCUAGUACGACACAAAAGCACCAAACAGGUGUACGCAAUGAAACGCUUGUCCAAGUACGAAAUGAUUACACGUUCCGAUACGGCAUUCUUUUGGGAGGAACGUUACAUUAUGGCAAAUGCAAACUCCGAUUGGAUCGUCAAGUUGCAUUUUGCCUUUCAGGAUGCAAAAUUUCUGUACAUGGUAAUGGACUUUAUGCCCGGCGGUGACAUCGUAGGGCUGAUGAAUGUUUACGAGAUACCGGAAAAGUGGGCACUGUUCUACACGAUGGAAGUUGUGUUGGCCCUGGACACGAUCCACCAGAUGGGUUUCAUCCAUCGGGACGUUAAACCCGACAACAUGCUGUUGGACAAGUACGGUCACCUCAAGCUAGCAGAUUUUGGUACAUGCAUGCGUAUGGACAGCGAUGGGUUGGUGCGUUCGUCGAAUGCAGUCGGAACGCCGGAUUACAUUAGCCCGGAGGUAUUGCAGUUUCAGGGAAUUACGGACGGCUAUGGGCGCGAGUGCGACUGGUGGUCGGUGGGCAUUUUUCUUUAUGAAAUUUUGAUCGGUGAUACGCCCUUCUUCUCCGACAGUCUGGUAGGAACGUACAGUAAGAUUAUGGAUUUUAAAAAUUGCCUUCAAUUUCCGGACAAUGCCCCGAUGAGCGAGAAUGCUAAAUCGCUGAUUAAAGGCUUCCUGACGGAUCGUACGGUGCGGCUCGGUCGGCACAGUGUGGAGGAGAUCAAGUCACAUCCGUUCUUUGUGAACGAUACCUGGACGUUUGAGAAUGUUCGCGAUUCGGUACCGCCAGUAGUGCCCGAGUUAAGCGGUGACGACGAUACGCGCAAUUUUGUCGAAGUUGACCGUAAGAACAGCGUUGGCCCUAACUUUCCCACGCCAACCACUUUUGUUGGCGAUAAUCUGCCAUUCAUUGGAUUUACCUACUCGCCCGACUAUCAAUUGCUAAGCGGCGAAGGUGAAAAUAACGAUAAUGAUUCAACAGAGGACACCACUGACAAUAAGGAAGCUGUAGCAAAAGCACACCACCACCGUCUGUCAAAUAACGCUGAGCUGAUGCGACUAGAGAAUAUGCUGCAGCGUGAGAAGCAGGCCGUCGAAACGCUAGAAAAACAGGAACGUACCCUUCGUCAACAGAUUGAGCUUAUAACGAAACGGGAAUCAGAUAUUCAAACCCUUGCAAACGAGUACGAGCGAGAUUUAACUAUGUUGAAGCAUAGUUACCGUGAAGUACAACGGCGAGCAGACGGAGAGCAGGAAACGCGUAAAAAGCUCGAAACCGUGUUAGUAGAGACAAAACAGCGGCUACAGGAAGAACGAAACCUGCGAACGUGCGAAAUGAACAAUCUCCAACAAUAUACCGAUAGAAUCAGUGCCCUCGAGAAGCAGCUGGCGGAUGUACAAGAAAAGUACAAGGCAGAGGUGGAGACUGGCCAGAAAUGUAAAAAGCAGAUCGCAGAGCUCCGAAUGUUAAGCAGCAAUGCAGAACAGAAGGCACUCGAUCUGCAGUCAAUGCUGUUGGGACUGCAAACGAUGCGUGAUAUGCUACAGCAGGAAAUGACGGAGCUGCAAAGCCAGCUAACACAGGAGCGGAACACGCGAAUCAAGAGGAUGGAAUUGCAAAAGGAGCUCGAAGUGAAGGUGCAAUCAAUGUGUGCAGAUAUGGAGCGCAUUUCGAUUCGCGAGCAGCAGGUGUUUGCCGACAAUCGUACUCUUGUCGAUCGAAUUUCGGAGCUGGAAAAAGAAUAUGCCUCGGUGGAAUGUGAGUUGAAGGCAGUUCAAAGCCGUUACGAACAGGAGGUACAGGCGCAUCAGGAAACGGCUAAGGCACGAUUGUUGAACAACGAGGAAGCGAACAUGCAGGAAGUAAAAGCUUUGCAAAAUAAACUCACAGAGGAAAAAUUGGGCCGACAGAAAGCCGAACAAAACUCACAAGAAAAGGAACGUCAACUGUCCAUGCUAUCUGUUGACUAUCGCCAGAUUCAACAGCGUUUGCAAAAACUUGAAGGCGAAUAUCGACAGGAAUCGGAAAAGGUACUUGCCUUACACAGUCAGUUGGAGCAGGAGCAGAGCAAAAAGAAUAGCCUGCUAUCCGAAAUUAGCCUUCAAAGUUCCGAGGUCGCUCAUCUGAAGUCGAAGGAAAUGCAGUCACAGAAGGAACUGCAGCAAUUGCGUGAUACGCGUAAGAAACUGGAAGAAGAUGUGACCAAUAUAAAAAAGCUGCACAAUACGGAUAUUCUGCAGAUGAAAGAAGUCCAAGAUCAGCUGGAGGUAGAACAGUAUUUUUCCAAAUUGUAUAAAACGCAAUACAACGAGUUGCGCGAAGAGAUGAAGGAUCGUAUGCGUCAGCUGCAAAAACUGGACGAGGAACGUUGCAAUAUUAUGCAUCAGCUGCAGUUAGCAAAUGCUCGCGCCGACACAGAAGCACUGGCACGUUCAAUCGCCGAGGAAACAGUGACAGAUUUGGAGAAAGAAAAAACAAUGAAGGAAUUGGAAUUGAAGGAUUUGCUUACCAAACAUCGUAACGAUCUGAUGGCUAAAGAAGCAGUGGUUACGUCGCUGAAGGAUGUCGAAGCAGAACUGAAGAAGUCGCUGGGCAACAAGGAGUACGAGUUGGAGGAUAUGAUGCAACAAAGCAAGAAACAACAGGAGGAACUCUACCGUCUUAAAUACGAACUCGGAGAACUGGACAAGUGUCGAGCAAAGUUGGUGAACGAAACCAUUCUGAAACAGCAGGCGGUGAAUAAACUGGCGGAAAUUAUGAACCGGAAGGAUAACAACUUGACCAGCAAGCAGAAAAUGAAAGUCAACUCGACAGCAGAACUUCGCAAGAAGGAAAAGGAGAACAAGCGACUGCAGCAAGAGCUGUCAGUCGAACGUGCCAAAUAUGACGAAUUGUGUCAGAAGCAUAAUGAUACCAUCGCUCAACUAUCGCGUGAAAUAGAUAUCAAAACCAAGCUACAGAUGGAAAUCGAUUGCAAAGCGACAGAGAUCGAACAUCUGCAAAUAAAACUGAUCGAGACAGCAUCACUAUCCUCUGUUGACAAUGACAUGAUGGAAGAAAAUCAAGACUCCAUCUUCGAGGGUUGGUUAAGCGUACCGAACAAACAGAAUAUAAAGCGUCACGGAUGGAAGCGCCAAUUUGUGGUGGUUUCUCCUAAACGAAUUAUCUUCUACAGUUCAGAGCUGGACAAACAAAAUACAAGCGAUCCAUUGCUAAUAAUCGAUCUGAGCAAGGUGUUUCAUGUACGUCCAGUUACGCAAGGUGACGUCAUUCGAGCCGAUCCCAAAGAAAUACCGCGGAUUUUCCAGUUACUUUAUGCUGGCGAGGGUGAGGCACGUCGUCCAGAUGAACAGCAGCAAUCGGACGUUGCUUCUUCGCGUAGCGAUGAAAAGCCACUCACGCUGCAGUACAAAGGUCACGAGUUUCUCCAAAUAAGUUACCAUAUUCCAACGACAUGCGAUCUUCCUUCGUGCCAGAAGACGCUCUGGCACGUGUUCAAAUCACUGCCGGCAUAUGAAUGCAAACGCUGCCGAUUCAAGCUGCACAAGGAGCAUGUGGACAACAACAACCCGUUAGCACCGUGUAAGCUGCAUCACGAUCCAAAUCACGCACGUGAAAUGCUGUUGCUCGCUGCCUCCAACGAUGAUCAACAUCGUUGGGUUAGCCGUUUGUCCAAGCGCAUUCAAAAGAGUGGCUAUAAGGCUAACUCGAAUAACAAUGUCGGUACGCUUGGUGGAAGUGCCAACAGCUCGACCGGUGGUAGUAGUGUUGGUGGUGGCGGUGGUCUAGGUAACAACGGUAACAAUCUACCAUCAGGUAACUCCAGCACAAAUAUGGAUUCAACGAAAGUUUCACCCAGCCAAUCUGCUCGAUCAAAUAACAAACCAAAUUCGGCAACCGUAGUACAACGAUCAGCCACUCUGCCAACCAAUGCUUCUCUAAAGCAAUCGCCUCCGUGAUCAACUACAGACACCGCCAUUAGUAUACGGAUCAGUGCCGUCUGAUGGCAUUAUAAUUUGGCUGCGAAUAUUGCUACGUUUAUAUCUGUACUUUAAGCAUCUUUUAUAUUUUCUAUUAACUUCCCGGAUAUUCUUUCAUUCCAAACCGUCCGUUGAAUGAUAAUGGCAUGGUUUCUGGCGAACGAUUGCUCACGAGCAAUCGUUCGUGAUGAACUCACACCCCAGUUUGUAUGCUAUACAGCAUAUACGAAUUUUUGUUUUCCACAAUUUUAAACUAACUUCAAUACUACAGUUGCAAAUCAUUACCCGUGUCAUACGGUGUGCAAAAUCGUUUUUUUACAUUGCAGUCGGUAAAUAGUUUUCACCGACUGUGUUUUGGGAUGAAUAAUAAUCCAAUUUUGGUCUUUUUAGGAUUUUUUAGGAUGAAUCGUCAUUUACAUAAUUGACAAAAGCAAUGAAAAUCUAUCUAAAACUUGCCAGACCAUUGAAACGGGUUUAAGGAAUUAUUCAGCGUGAAGCGUCAAUUGAACAAAAAAGGUCUUCACCUUAAAGGCUUAAAACCUAUUAAAUUAGAACAGGUAUCAAAUUUUUAGUUAUUUGAUAUUUUUCUUAUUUCCAAACAUAUUAAGCAAUUAAUCCCCUCUGCUGUCCUUCUUUUAUAUGGAGCAAUGCAAAAACAAACCAAUGUAUCGAUCCAUCCAGUUACUCAUCGAGUAACGUUCGCCGGAAACCGUGCCAAUAACUUUUCAAACGAUAAUUUGUUCGUUGUAAUUGAAAUAUUUUAUUUAUUUGAUUUGUGUGACAAUAGUUGUGAAUGCGUAAUGCGAAUGACUUCUGUAAAUGAAUUAAUUUCAUUCUAAUUUUGUGUUGUUCAUGAUCCUCAUAUUAGCACACGGAAAACAAUUCCACGGACAAAAACACAUAAAGUGAUAGUGAAGAUAGUGUUUUUUCCAAUUUUCAGUUUUAAAUUGCUCAAGUGUGAGGAUCAACAGCUUUUGACUAUUCGCAUUCAUCAGAUCUCAAGCGUUACACAACUUUUCAUUUUAAAAGCGAACAUUGCUUUCAAUAUGAUAAUAGAGCCAUGCACCAUGUGCGAUCGAAAUGUUGCAUUUGUUCCAUAUUUUUGUCCUCUUGUAAUCGCGUAUACGCCGUGUGCGUACAGAAAUUAAUCUGCGAAUUUCAAUUAUACAAUUAAGCAUGAAAAAAGGAUCAUUAUUAAUUUUUAUCAUGCGUAAUUCGUAAUUAUUAGUGUUAACAUCCUCCAAACAAGCGAAAGUGUUAUAAAUGAACCAUACAGCCUGCGACUGUAUUACCUUAUUAUUUCAAUCUCUCUUCAUGCAAUUUGCUUUACUAGUAAUGGCGUGGUGCAUUGGUAGCGGCGCCGGUCUUCACACGACAGGACCAAGGAAAACCCCCAUCUGGACCAAACCCCUGUAGCAAGGAUUGACUAACCGGCUACGAGGUAAAAAUAAGUCGAUACGGCCUGGCCGUUCUAAAAAAAGUGAAUUGUUUAAACCAGGGGUCGGCACACCUUUCACGAAUAGGCCCAGAUAGUACAAGCAAUUCUGAAGCUGCGGGCCAGAUACUCUAAAUAAGGGUUUAGAUAUAUGACACAGGUGAUAUAAGAAAAUCUUUGAAAAGAUUUUCUUUUAAAUUAUCCAAGCGUAUCGGUUCUGCUGGUACAUGUACUUCUUUUUUAAAUUAUGGUUCCAAAUUGUACGCAAUACUUUUUUAAUUGUUUAUACUUUUUUAUAUUACUAUAAUGCCAUCCAAUGUUUCUUGGCUUUGAAUAUCUGCGAUCCUUUGAACAUCUGCGGAAUGUGACAAAAUGAAGCUGCUCAGUCGGAUUUUGAAAUAAUUGACCAAACUCUGCCAUUGUCAAGUACUGUCACAUGGUACCGAAAAUCGUUACAUUGAGGUUUCGUUUUGUGCGUGAAACAAUAACUAAACAGAAUAUGGGAAUCCAAACUGUCUUCAUUACCGCAUAACCUGGUCUUCGCGUUCAAGCAACCUAAGUAAGCUUUCAGACUGACCAAGAAUUAAUUGGUCGGGAAAAGACGACCAAAGAAAUUUUGUUGAAAAAUGUAGACAAAUAUGACUCAUUUGACGACGAUGAUGAGACGCAUGUAUACAUUGCUAGUGUCGUGAUUAAGAGAUCUUGUGUUGUUUGUUUGGUCUUUCAAAAUUGUCAGGAUAAUGCAGGAUUUGGCCCGCGGGCCGCCAUUUGCCGACCCCUGUAUUAAACUAAAAAUGAAUUAAACGCGCGCAAAACCAUCCAAUUUUGGCGUUGCCAAAGACAUACAGGCAUACUUCUUAACAAAUGGUCAUAGCCGAUAUUCUAGUAUUAAAUUAAUAAUUAUUGCCUGUCGCGAUAAUUUAAUUCAGGUGUGAAUACUUCCCAUUAUAACUCACCAACCAAUGCCAUUUUGAAGGAUUCUGUUUGCUGAUUGCUGAAAACACGUUUAAAGAGAAUACAUAAACGACCAAACCGACUGCGAUAAAAUCCAUUUUCUAUAAAACCGCCCUUUGUCAGUAUCUAAGUUCAUCUGCUGCAUUCCUGUAUGUAAACACCGCGAUACUCCGCAGUAAAAAAAUGUAUUAGCUGUAUUUGUUUUUUUUAUUACUAGGACCAUUCAUUGCUGGAAAAUUGCGUUUAGCAAAAACAAUACUUGCAACCCGAAAAAAGGGAAUAUUAACCUCGAUAAGAUUGUAUGACGAAAGUGUACAAGUGUUUGUUUUGUAAAAAAAAUCGUUAACUUUUUGUCUUUAAAUAAUAGUCAACAGUUGCAGAUAGUACAGCAGAUUUAUUAGCAGUGACAUAGCACAUCAGUAAUGUUCGCUAGUAUUAGUUGCAUUUAGUUGCAUUAGACGGUAUUGUCCGGGAGUUGGAUUGGACAACUAUAUAAUCCGGCGUAUUAUAAGUAAUAGAAAACAAACACGUGCGAGUCGUAUAUUUUGAAACGGAAGUAUUCAUAGACGAAUUAGUGGAUUUGCUUCUAACAUAAAAGGAAAGCAGAUAACAUUAUUUUUUUCUACAAAAGUUAACAAACAACACAGGGAAAAAUCGAUAAACGGUUAGAAAGUAAUGCAACUACAUCGACCAACAAUAUUAAAAACCACAUGAGAGUUUUGUAGAUACAGAGGAAACGUUAUGGAGAAUUCUAAAUUCCUUACAAGGCUGAUGCUGAGUUACGACUUAGUUUACGACUCGAUGUGGUAUUUUUCGCACAUCAAUGCAUUUGUCUGUUUCGUGCUAUGAUAAUUCUAUGGAAAAAGUUCCCCCUAGAAUAGACUGUUGUUGUUUUUUUGUAUAUUCUGUUGGAUUGUUGGAGAUAUAGUUUUCGCAACAUUUUAUUCCAAGAGGUAUAAAUAGCUUACAACAAAGGACGGCGAUAUGAAAGUAGGGAAAAUACCAUAUGUAAUAAGUGAGCUAAUCUAAUCGAAUGAUCGUAGGGGGAGCAUCAGCAGGUGGCGGAAGAUUAAGUAACAAACAACGAAUCUGUAUGUUGCGCUCUAGAACAGUUUCAAAAGGUCAAACGUAGUCUAAUUUUGAACGAAAAAAUGGAUACUACCGGAUUAGGCAGUGCGCGAAUGAACCAGCAAAAAAUGCUGUUUUAACAUGUGCCCUGCUAUAACAUAAAAGUGCCUUGGAACGGAACACAUUUCGCACGGUUAACUAUAACACGUUUCCCGAAAUUUACAAAACAUGAAUUAUAUCAUAACCAUUAUUAUAGCAGAAUACGUUGCUCGAUUUGCAACUGCAAGAACAGAAGUUAGGAGCGAAUGAAAGUACUAUUCAUAUCAGAAGGCAGAUGCAACCACUACCAGAUGUAAAUAAAAACAAUGGAAUCAGAGGAAUUAUACAAACCGACAAUAUAAAAAAGGAAUAAUGUAUGAGUGAGAAAACCCCAAAUGUUGCCAACUGUACAGACUUCCAAAUAAUACGCAAUUGGCGUUUUUUAAGGAAGUAGGGAUCCUAAAAACCGCAAAAUUUGUAAUAAUAAA
Molecule: messenger RNA, 8250 nt
Organism: Anopheles moucheti
Lineage: Eukaryota; Metazoa; Arthropoda; Insecta; Diptera; Culicidae
Product: rho-associated protein kinase 1
Exons: 11
Coding region: 1-4245 (1414 amino acids)
Biological process (GO): actomyosin structure organization; mitotic cytokinesis; embryonic morphogenesis
Cellular component (GO): cytoplasm; cytoskeleton
Molecular function (GO): ATP binding; small GTPase binding; Rho-dependent protein serine/threonine kinase activity
Source: RefSeq, a predicted model, not a curated record